Gossypium arboreum is the source of this 1096-nucleotide messenger RNA. RefSeq lists its product as uncharacterized. NCBI's taxonomy places the organism in Eukaryota, Viridiplantae, Streptophyta, Magnoliopsida, Malvales, Malvaceae. Gene Ontology annotation, molecular function: RNA-DNA hybrid ribonuclease activity; nucleic acid binding. The record is from RefSeq and is a predicted model, not a curated record. The transcript has 2 exons. Bases 74 to 538 code for a protein of 154 amino acids.
UGUCCUACAGCAAAGGAGACAUGGGAAAGCUUAGGGGUUUUUUGGCCUAACACAGAAGCAAGUACAGAUUUCAAUGAGUGGUUUAAAAACUUGUUCAAAUCCUAUUCAUUGGCUAAGUUUAGGUUAUGUUAAAAACUCCCUAAAAGAACUUGAUGGAGUGAAGACGAACUUACCAGCUAGACAGAUUACUAACAGAUGGGUUGCUCCGACUGGAUCGAGGGUAAAAAUCAAUUUUGACGCUGCUUUUAACAAACAGAGGAAUAAGUCAUGUUCUGGGAUGGUGGUAGGAAAUGAAAAAAGAGAUGUGAUUUGCUUUAAAACAGUGUUUCAUUCGAGUGUACCUUCUCUUUUUGCUGCAGAAGCUUUGGCGGGAUUCCAGGCGAUUCAUCUCGGUUUAUUCCUUCAGUUAAGGGAGGUUGAAAUUGAAGGGGACUCUCGUUCAGUCAUCUGCAAACUGCAAGAGCAAAAGGAUGAUAGAUUUGAGAUCGCAGCUAUUAUAAAAGACUCUAAACAACUGAGCUAUGGUUUUGUCUUUUGAGUUUUUCGUUUUAGCCAUCGCGAAUCAAACCAAGUUGCUCACUUUAUUGCUACCGAGGGUCUUAAGAAAAGAGAGAACUCUUAUCUGGUGAGUAUGGUCUUUUCUGGCGUGGAGGAUGCGGUGCUUGCUGAUCGGAAGGGACUGGAGUGCAUGUGAAAAUGAAGAGCUGCUUGUGUGGUGAUUUUGAUUGAUGCUGAUGCUUAUUCAGGGCAAGUUAUGACUAAGCAACGUUUUCUAAUAAAUUUUGUUGCUUUUGAUGUGGGGUUCCAAUUUGGAUUGUUUUCCAAUAAAUUUUGUUGCUUUUGAUGUGGGGUUCAAAUUUGGAUAACAGCUGGAUGGAAAUAUCUAGUCCCCCCACCUGUUGAGCUGGAUCUUUUGCUGAUGGGCUGCUAUGUAUUGUUCUUUUGUUUUGUUUUUUAUGUUUUGAUUUUGGGCUUGGUUUCCUUGAACGGCCUUUUAUUUUUUGUUUUUCCGUUUUGUUCUUUUUUGGGUUGGUCUUAUAAAAUGAUCCAAAUGUUCUCCUUCAAAAAAAUAAAAAUUAAUGUGUAAUAAUAAAAA